Molecule: messenger RNA, 6139 nt
Organism: Macadamia integrifolia
Lineage: Eukaryota; Viridiplantae; Streptophyta; Magnoliopsida; Proteales; Proteaceae
Product: zinc protease PQQL-like
Exons: 11
Coding region: 4565-5797 (410 amino acids)
Molecular function (GO): metal ion binding
Source: RefSeq, a predicted model, not a curated record
UUCGGCGUGAGUAAAGCUAGUACUGCACAAGGACUCAAGCUCUCCUCAAUGAAAACCUUCUGUAAUAAUCCAUCCACUUGCCGUUCCAGCUUGGCAUGCUCAGUAGGGCUAAGUCUGUAAGCGGGAAGGUUGGGUAAAAUCGAACCUGGUACCAAAUCAAUAGCAUGCUGUAUGUCUCGCAUGGGAGGUAACUCAUCUGGGAGAUCAUCAGGGACUAAGUCAGAAAAAUCAGAUAGGAGCUCUCUGAUAGGUGCACUAUGCGUUACCUCAGGCUGGGGAGUGACUUCCCGAGUAACCAGAGCCAUAACCAUUCCAGUCUCAUGACUUGUACGUAAGAUCUGCUUGCGGGUAAUAGCUAGCCAACUCCUUUGUGGGCAUAGCUACUACCUUCUUCUCUAUGUCAAUUUCCUUAUGAUUUGACCUUAGGGAUCUCUUGUGUCGUAUUUUAGCCGACAGAUUUACCGGAUAGAAAGUUGUAGGAACACCCUUCCAUAUGAAAGUACACAAAUUUUUCUUCCCUCCAACCAUGGCAUCAUUGUCAUACAUCCAGGGACGACCAAGCAAUACAUCUGUGAGUAUCAUUGGGAUCACAUCACAUCAAACUUUCUCUUCAUACCGGUAAAGUUUUAGAGGAAUUGAGCACCUCUUGUUCACCUCCAAGGUAUUACCAUUCAGUAAGGAUACCUUGUAAGGCUGAGGAUGUGGGUCAGAUUUCGAGGUUGCUUUCUUCACAAAGGCUUCGGAAACAACAUUGACACAACUGCCACUAUCAAUGAUAAUCUGACAAGUAUGCUCACCUUACUUCAUAUGAUUGUAGAAUAUGCAGUUACGUCGGCAAUCCUCUCCUUUGGUUUCAGCCACCAAGAUGCAAGUAACAAUAUUUAUUCCAUGAGUGCCAUCCUCAUUAGUGUCUUCCAUAUCAUAGUCAUAUCUACCAUCAUUAUCAUCAUCAUCAUCCAAAGGAUAAGGGUAAAGAGCUGACUCAUCUUCCUCAUUGGAGUCUUCAACCUCAGCUACUGCAUUAACCCUCUGCUUAUGUAAUCAAGACUUAGCAAAAUGUCCUACCUCUUGGCAAUGGAAACAUUGUGCCUUAUUACUACCUGUUAUGGGUGCCUUUCCUUUGUGAUCAGCCCGUGGAGGAAAAGUGGACUUUGGAGGUGCUGUGCUACUAGGUUUAGUGGCUGAAAAAUUCUUCUUUACCUCCCCAGCUUGAAAACCAAACCUUCUAACUGGCUGUGCUAUAAGCUCCUCUGCUUGUAGGGCCUUGUCAAAACAAUCCCUCAUUGAGUAUACAUCAACAACUCCGAUACCCCUGUUAGUUUCAGCUCGCAAUCCCAGUCGAAAUCGAGAAAAUAGUUGUCUCUCAUUCUUCCUGAUGCCUGUACAAGAGUAAAAUGUAUCAAACCUGUUCAUUUACUCUGCAACAGACAUAGUCCCUUGACGAAGAGAAUUCAGCUGGUCUUGUAUGCGAGCUCUGAAGUUGCAUGGCAAGUAUUUGUCGGAUAGCUCAAGCUUUAUCUCCUCUCAACUAGUAGGUUCUCUACCACGAUCUUCCAGUUCAUGCUCAUAGGUCCUCCACCAAUCAAGAGUAGCCUUAACAGCUUAGCACGAGCUAGUUUCAUCUUCCGUUCCUCAGGUAAAUCAUAAUAAUCAAAAUAGUCAUCUGAUAUGUUGGGGGUCAUGUCUUCCAUCAAACUCCUUCAGAUCGAGCAUGACAUUCUGUGAGUCUCCAGAGUGCCUCUGAUAUGUGGGACGUUCACUCUCGAAGUAACCCUUUAUAUGUUCUUCAAAAGUAGGUUGUACUACAGGAACCCUCUGGGGUGCUCUCAGAUUAGGGUUUGCUCUCCUGUUAGUCAACUGAGCAACUACGUUCACUGGGGCUUUCAGUUCGGGUGUUGUACGUGAAUCACUGGUAGGCUGUUGUGGUGGGGUCUCUUCAUUCAACAACCUGGUAUUCAAUUCAGCCUGUAAUGCUUGUUGUUCUGCCUUCAUCUCAGUCCGCAAAGCUUGCUGUUCAGUCUUCAUAUUUUGUAGCAAUUCCAUGAUAGAAACUAGGGUGGUGGUGUUGUUCUCAGCCAUGCUCUGAUACCACUUAAUAUAGGCUGGAUUUGACAACCAAACCACACCCAAAACUGCAGGAACUUAUAAACCAAAGAACAACAAAAGUCACCAAGAAACCCAACAACACAUUAUUCUAAUAAAACUGGACAGCAGGUUCUGAAACCUUGCAGUGGAUCACAACAGCUUCAGGAAAACUCAAUAGCAGAAUAUUAAGUAGAUAUGAAAACUCAGAUUACUAGUUAGAAGGUCCAGUCCAUUGUAAGGACAGCCAUCAACUUCAACACAGAUUAGGCAAACAGAAUCGAUUCCACAGAUCAGCAACACAGUGAAUAAACAAAACCAGGAGGAGCCUUUAGAACUAAACCAGGAACUGAAUAAGUGUAUUAACAACUUCAAAUCAAUCACACAUGAUCAGAAGUCCAGAAAUCAGCAGUCAUAUCAGCAGAGAAAUCGAUUCCAGAAAAUAGAAACUACAGGCCACUAGAAGACAAAAGUAGGGAGAUUUUUAAUAUCUCUCUACAGGCUCUUCAGAAACAGUCCAUACUAGGGUUGAUCCUUAGUAGUACAUGGACAAACAAUCGACCAAAAUCUGGGCUCAAACUGAGGGCUGGAACUGCUCUUUUCAGAGACGGCCGAUUGGAGCCAGUUGCAGGAAUUCUGGGCAGCAGAAUGAUAGAUUAAAUACCUGGUUGCAGCAACAGUAUUGGCUUGAAUAUAAAUUGCAAUGAAGACAAAGAAACACUAAGAGAUCCUCCUGGACUUCACACCGCAAGGAGUCACCUGGAUCAGACACCAAGUCCUUCUUCCUUGAUCAGAGACAAGGAACAGCCAUAACAGCUAGCGGCAGCAGCAGCAACAAGGUUUUUUUGUUCAAUAUCAAUAUCAAUAUCGUGGGCCUUAGUAUGGUGCCCUUCUUUAUUUAUAAUGAUGGGGUAUAGGAUUAUAAAGAAUAGAAACCCAAGUUUCUAAAUAUUGACUAAAUAAACUACCCACAUGUAGUUACUAAAACUGGAAAAUUGUAAUCUAAUGAAAUUAGAAACUAGCUUAAAACAGAAUUUAGAAACUAAUUUUAAGACUGAAAAUAGAAACUAAAUUAGAAACUAUAAGUAACUAAUAACCCCAUCAUAGCCCAAACCGUGGGCCAUUAGAAGCAGCCCUGGUCGUCCUCAGCCACUAUGGUGAUGGUCAACCCUCUUCCUUCUUCUUACAUAUGUCUUCAGCUCUGCAUCACCUAGUGAAAAUCUAAUUAACUAACAACUACAGAAUCCUAAAAAAUAAAACUUUUUAAUUCCUAGUUACAACCAAAAUGGAAACUAAUUAGAAAUAGAAACAAAAUAAGAAAGAUCUUCUAAGAAUCCAAUCUUAUGCUGUCACCCAUGGUCCCACCAAGGAUCUCCUAGAAGAGAGAAUAGACCCCUACGCAAGAAAGCAUUCUGGCUUCCCAAAAUAAAUGCAAGCUGUAAAGAAUCCCAAAUUUUCUCCUUAAUUUCUGUCCUGAUAUAUCUCCUUAAUGGGAGCUGGCCUGGGGUCUUCCUUGUAUGAUGCUGAUUGCAUCCAAAAUCCAGCUGAAAUGGGAACACGAAAUCUAGGAAUACACCUAUAAAUCUGGAAAUAUUUUUUUAUAAAUAUCCCCAAGAUUCUCUCCCAUGCAAACUAGCAUAGUAUCCUUGGAGUUCUUCCAAUUUUGGGAAUUAACUACCCUACUACUUAGCUGGUUGAUUUCGUAGAAGGGGCAGAAUUUGAUUCUUCUUAGGUUGACUCUGACAUCUGUCCAUAUCUGGAAUAUAGCUCUGCUGGUUGGUGUCAUAUCUUGGUAAAUUGAUGGCUAUCCUGGGCAGAAAUUACCUUGAUUAGUAGCCCCAACAUAAGGGCCAGAUUUGAACCUUCUUUGAAGCCCGAUUGUUGGGCCUGCACUGCAUCAUAUUAUGCUGAAAAAUAACAUAAUAGUACUGUAAUUUGUAAAUGUUAUGAAGUUAUUAAUGGAAAUUUUUUUGACUUACCAAAGUAUAGACUAUAAAUUACACUCCCAGCCUUGUGCAAUGGAUGCAUAAGUUGCUCUCGCAGCGGUCUUCUCACGGUUUGUUAGGUUCUGUUCCUUUACCCAAGAAAAAGAAAAAGUGAAGAAAAAAUAAAAUAUGUAAAUUUGCUGUGCUAAUUAUCUUCCACAGUUUCUGCCUUUCUGGUGGUUGAAUUAGGUUAAUUUAGGCUAAUAAGACAUUUUCAUAUCUAGUUUCACUCAAUUUUCUGUAAUUUGGAUACAUUUUUUCUGCAGUGACAUCAAUUUUCAUCAUCUUCUCCACUUGACAGCCUAGUUAAGACGGUCUUCAGGAUCUCAAAUAUAUUUGGGGGCCUUCUUCUUUGUGUUUCAUAUCAUCUACAUUUUGACAAAUUGUUUUCUUAUGCUCACCCCCUCCCAAAUAAAUAAAUAAAAAAAUCCAGGGAUAUCUUGCAGCAGCGUGAGUUUUCAAGCAUUGGGGUCACAGAGUUACUUCUAUCAAAUGGCAUGAGAGUUUGCUACAAGUGCACGGAUUUUCUUGAUGAUCAGGUUCUCUUCACGGGGUAUACAUAUGGGGGUCUAUCUGAGCUUGCAGAAAGUGAGUAUUUUUCAUGUUCAAUGGGCUCAACCAUUGCUGGAGAAAUUGGAGUGUUUGGUCACAGACCAUCUGUGCUCAUGGACCUGCUAGCUGGUAAGAGAGCUGAAGUUGGCACUAAAGUUGGAGCGUACAUGAGAACCUUCUCUGGUGAUUGCUCACCUUCUGACCUGGAAACUGCUUUGCAGCUCGUCUAUCAACUAUUCACAACAGAUGUAAAGCCAGGAGAAGAAGUCAAAAUAGUGAUGCAAAUGGCUGAAGAAGCAAUUCAUGCUCAAGAGAGGGAUCCCUAUACGGCAUUCGCAAAUCGUGUGCGGGAGCUUAACUAUGGGAACUCCUACUUUUUCAGGCCAAUUAGAAUUAACGACCUUCGAAAAGUUGAUCCUCAAAGGGCUUGCGAGUAUUUCAUUAACUGUUUUAAGGACCCUUCAACUUUUACUGUCGUAAUCGUUGGAAAUAUUAAUCCUGUUCUGGCACACCCUUUAAUUUUGCAGUAUCUGGGAGGGAUACCAAAGACUCCAGAACCAAUUUUACAUUUCAGCCGUGACGACUUAAAAGGCUUGCCUUUCACUUUUCCUGCAACCAUCAUUAGAGAUGUAGUUCACAGUCCCAUGGUGGAAGCACAAUGUUCGGUGCAGCUAUCCUUUCCUGUGGAGCUGAAGAAUGAAAUUAUGAUCGAAGAAAUUCAUUUCAUCGGGUUUCUAUGCAAACUUCUGGAAACAAAAAUAAUGCAAGUUCUUCGGUUCAAGCAUGGACAGAUAUACUCAGUUGGCGUUUCAGUAUUCCUUGGGGGUAAUAAACCAUCGAGAACUGGGGACGUGCGUGGUGAUAUUAGCGUAAAUUUUUCUUGUGACCCAGAUAUCUCAUCAGUGUUGGUUGAACUUGCAUUAGAUGAAAUAUCACGUCUUCAGCAGGAAGGCCCCUCAGAUGAGGAUGUUUCAACCAUCCUUGAAAUUGAGCAACGAGCCCAUGAAAAUGGACUGCAGGAAAACUACUACUGGCUGGAUAGAAUUUUGCGCAGUUACCAGUCAAGGGUGUAUUCUGGUGAUGUUAGCACUUCUUUUGAGAUUCUGGCCAGCAUUGCAGGUGUGGUUGUUUUGGCUUUUACACUGUGGAGAUACUCAAGGAGCACCUGGAAAUCUUAGGACAAAUUACUUUAUCAGAGGCCUAUAUACUAGAAGAAAAAAAAUACAUCCAAUAGGAAAACACUAGAGAUUUUUUCCAAAAGAAAUUGUAGGCACUCAGAAAUCUUGGAAAAUUGGAGUCUCUGAAGAACAAAAUUAUGUAAGGAUUCAGAGAGGUCACCCUUACUAUUAAGGGAUGAAGUUCCAGAAAUCAAAUCUAGGCCCACAUAAGUCACAUAUCUUAGUAUAUGUUUUAGUCAAUUAAUUACUAUGCCAUUAUGGGUCUCACCAUUCUGUAUCAUACACAAUUAUUCUUUUCCAACAUUAAUCCAUUCUGCUCAGGAAGGGAGCAUAGGGGACUUA